Messenger RNA from Episyrphus balteatus (marmalade hoverfly), 742 nucleotides. RefSeq lists its product as uncharacterized. The coding region runs from base 25 to 705 and encodes 226 amino acids. The transcript is spliced from 4 exons. The record is from RefSeq and is a predicted model, not a curated record. NCBI's taxonomy places the organism in Eukaryota, Metazoa, Arthropoda, Insecta, Diptera, Syrphidae. Gene Ontology annotation, cellular component: extracellular region. Gene Ontology annotation, molecular function: chitin binding.
CUCCGCUAUUGUUGGAUCAUCCCAAUGGCCUUUACAAUAUUGGCAGUGGGCCUCCUUUUUUUCACUGACUAUGCCAUUGGAAGCUGUGGAACUUGUCAAAAUAAUUCUGUUGCAUGCCAAAGUUUAACUACAUUUUCACUUUGCAUUGAUGAUGUUCCCAGAUCAGAUGAAAUCAUUGAUUGUCCCGAAGGAAGUUUUUGUACAGACAAGCCUACAAUCUGCGUAAAAAAUACGAAUAGCUCCUUUGAAGCAAGUUGUGGAAUAGGCUGUGAUGUAUGUAAUUCUCAUGACAAUGUAUUCUCUUGUAUGGAUCCAUGGACAGCUGUAUUUUGUUUUGGCGCAAAGAAGCCAUUUCCUCUUGCCAAAUCAAUAUGUCCAAAAGGAUAUGUAUGUGAUCUUAGUAAUAGAGAAGUUUGUGUUAAAAAGUCUCCAAGUAUGGCAUCAUGUAUUAGAAAUCUACAAUCGACAACGAAAUUACCUGAUUCAACACCUCGUUCGCCUCGAGAUGCUACAACUUUUUGUCGAGAAAAUGCAAUGGAAGGAACUUUCCCGGCAGAGGGCGAUACUACAUGUAAAAGGUACUAUAUUUGUCAAGCAAUCAGUAAUGGAGCCAAGUUCAUGGGCUAUUCGUAUGCUUGUAGCGGUAAUGAUUAUUUUGAUCCUAUUGAAAGGUUGUGUACUAGAAAACGACCUAUUAGUUGCUGAUAAAUCAUUUAAGUCAUUUAAAAAACGUAAAUUAUAA